This is a messenger RNA of Xyrauchen texanus (razorback sucker), 9425 nucleotides long. RefSeq lists its product as uncharacterized. The transcript has 13 exons. Bases 6999 to 8147 code for a protein of 382 amino acids. Gene Ontology annotation, cellular component: central element. The record is from RefSeq and is a predicted model, not a curated record. Gene Ontology annotation, biological process: oogenesis; meiotic DNA double-strand break processing involved in reciprocal meiotic recombination; homologous chromosome pairing at meiosis. Lineage: Eukaryota; Metazoa; Chordata; Actinopteri; Cypriniformes; Catostomidae.
UUGGCUAUAAGACCGCUCUAAGUUUCAGUUUUAAGGUGCUUUAUUGGCAAGACAAACAAUUGUACAUUUGUAUUGUCAAAUCAAUGGCAGCUUAGCUGCAUACAAAGUAAAUAGUGCCGAAACAAAAACAGUGCAAAGCAGCGUACAUAAAACAAGAGAAAUGGCACAAGACAGAAUAUAGAUUUCCCAAAUGACAAAUGACUUUUAAUGGCAAAUACACACAGACAGAAUGUAUGACAGCUUUAAAUUGUAUUGUUCUUGUACAUAUUGACUACAUCAUUCAAACGUUCACCGUGUAGGUGAACAAAACAAAAGCCAAUUAGAGUUGGCAAAGCUGUAGCCUUAAUGGUGAUUUAAGAAAGCAUUUUGUACAAGGAAAACGUUCUUAAACUUUCUAAUAGAGCAAAUGAACAUCUCAACGACUAUAGAGCAGAAUAUGGCACUUAACAGCGUUCCACAGGGUGGACAGAUGGGUGUUUUGUACAUCAUGUCCAACUACAUAGAAACAAAACAAAAACAACUUUUAAUGAAACAUGUUGGAAGGAAGUGAACACAGUCAGAAACAGUGACAUCAUCAAAACACGAAUGACUCACCAGAUCGUCAACAUCUGAAGCUGCCUGCUAGAUUUAUGAAACGUUUCGAUCAAUUCAUUGAAAAUAAAUGAUUCACUCACAAAACGAACAUCGCUAAGGCUGGCAAGCAUGUUUUUUGCACUACACAUGCAAGGGGUGUGAAUCUUUGGGUUGAAAAUGAAUCAAUUACACUCACGAUUCAUGGGUUUGAUCGCAUAAUUCAGAACGAUUUCAUAAAAAAAAAAAAUUUGUCCUAAAUUUGUGAGCAUAUAAUUCUGGAUCUGUUCACCCCAUCUCCCUCCAAAUCAUCUCAUUUUAUUCCACUAGGUGACAGGAAGCACUAGAAAAAAACGUUUUCCUCUAUCACCUUCCGUCACAAUAUACAGAUGUGAACUGUAGGGGGCGCUCUAACACAUUUUAGCCCUCACAGAUGAGCUCGUCCAUAGACAUUCAGUCUAAUGUUCAGUUCAGUUCAUGCACCACCCCCAUUUUCUCAUCAAAUAUCUCGGCAUCUGAGUGGACUACAAGCUCAGUCUAGGAGUCAUUAGAAAGCUGAGAUCCUCCCUUUUGUUAUGAUAUAUAACAUUUUUAGCAUUAAUAGUCAAAAACAUAUAUUUCUGAUGAUUUGUUUAGCAUGUUUUACCUGUGGGACUGCAUAUUUUGUUCUGGACAUAUCAGAUAUAACAUUGGAUUAUUCAGCCAAUCAAGCUCACAGACAGGUAAAAAUGGCUAAUUUUUUAGAGAACUUCCUAAGGUAACAGCUGCAAUAAAGCAGAUAUUUUUAGCUAUUUGGGGCUUCCAGCAGCAGUUUCCGGAGCAUAAAAGAGACAUUUGUAUUUGAUGUCUUACAAAUAUCAUAUUUCACUAUGUGAUUCUUUUGAAAAUCUUUUAAUUGUAAAUCUUUUAGUCACGUUCCUGAGAAUGAGAGCUUUAAUUUGAUAUAUGAUUUGUCUAUUUAAGUGCUAUUUUAAAGACUUGUAUAUUCAUAUUCAUAUUUCUACCAAAUAACCACUAGGUGGCGCUUAUUUGCGACGUGGAGCUUUUAAGGCCUUACUUUGUCAUUUUUAGUACCAUAAAUGCAGAAGUGAUGGUCAUCUUUGAAAAGUUCAGAUUCUAAGCUUUCAAAACGAUACCACAUAUGCCUGACUUAUGCAUACGGGUGCUUGAGUUUUUAAAGUGUAAACUACUUUCACGAUAUAGCGACCACUCCGGUGGGUCCACAGAGUUGAGGAGGUUCAAUCAUUUCCCUAAUGUGUCUUAGGCAAGAAAAAGAAGAGAUUGUUUUAUUGCACCAAAAGUAACUUGAAAGAAAAUACAUUAAAUACAGUUUUGUACAUAAAGGCUACUUGCAUUAUAACAAAAAGUGCAACGUGCUGAUACAAUAUUUUAGAGCAGGGUAUAACUAUGAAAAUAUUCCAGAUUUCAUUACAGAAAUUCCAUGAUUGUUUUAAGAUUUUAUUAAUUUGCAUGACUUUUCCAGUCCUGGAACUCAUUAGACAGUACGAGAGCAGACCAUCUGCUGGGUUGCUAUGGCACAUUUAUCAUGUAUAUUUUUAUAUAUAAAAAUGUGCUACACUAAACACUUCAGUUCCAAUAUACUUAGUCUUCUCUAACUUUAGCGCAUACAUUCUGCUAGUAGCCCAACAGGUUGCUAAUCUGCAACCAAAACUGUAAGUGGUACCUGGUUUGCACCUUGUUUGGAAACGGUGCUGCCGUCCACUUCAUCUGAAAACAACAGCAUACGUUGAAGCUAUGAUGACUUCAGCUCCACAUAAACAGAUGGCCGCUUGUACUCAUGUUCGGUUACCUUGUACGAGAUUCCAGAAUUCCGGAUUCAUUACGGUCCGGAAUGCUCCUCUUCAGAGACUGCAAGUUACUGCUGAACAGCUUUACAUUUCCAGUCUGAGUAAAAUAAGGUGAUGAUUACAUAUUUUCGAUUAAUUUAGCAGAUAUGAAUUUUGUCUUCUUUAACACACCUCGGAUCUUUAGUGACCUGGAACCUCAUCCCACCCCCAGUACCUCAUCCAUUUUUUGGAGUUGUGCCAACACCUCUUUAGUAUUCCUCAAUCUCUUUCUUAUAAAUAGUGUAACACCAAAAAAAUGCCAAAAUAAUAAAAAAUUUUAUAAUGUCUAGAAUACCAAAUAUGUAGAGGGUCAUUAGAGACCCUAGGUCUUUUAUUUGCACCAUAUCUUAUAUUUUUAUGAUUAUUUCAUAUAAGUUACUCUUCACAGGAUAUCUAUGUCUUUGUUUAUUAAAAGAUAAAUUAGUACUAUAUUCAUACAAAUAAAUACUAUAUCAUGUUGAUUUUCUGUGCAACAAUGAAUUAUCAGUAUUUUAUAUGCAUGCAUGUUAUUUCUUACUCAAGGUGACGCUGUUGUGUCAGUGAUUGAUUUACAUUGGACAUUGAUAUUUGAUGAAGAAACCAUGUGGAAGUAAACUAUAGCAAGUUUAACACAUGAACAGUAUUAUAUGACUAUUGUCAUUUGGGUGUACAACUGAAGUUGUGCCUCUAUUUAGACAGAAAAUACAUAUGUGUAACAUUGAUUUCCUCUUUUGGAAAGUUGUUGAGAGGUAUUAGUUGAUUUUGCUCUUUUCUUUUGAUGUUUAAGCAAACUGGAACACAAAAAUACUAUUUGUUGUGAUCUCUUGGAAAUGGCCAUGGGUCCAUUCUCAGGGUCCGUUCCUACUGAACUUGUCUUUUUGCUAAAAAUAAAAAAGCUAGGUGCAGCACCAUAAAUAAGCAUGCUUACAAAUGAAAACGAUUGAAAAACAGUGCUCACAGUUGCAAAAUACGUUAGCUGUGAACAGCCCCUUAUUCAGAACCAGUUCCAUUUUUAAAAACAAACUGGAGCAAAAUUAUAUUCAUGACGUUCAGCUCUGUUAACGGCUCUGAAAAAACAAAAACAAAUAAAUAAUAGACAAAACAUAUUUUUGAUGCACUGCUCUCGCUGGUCGCAUGCCACAAUGUGAUGACAGCACGAUAAGUGAAGUACGAUUCGUGAAAGAAUGGCUCAGUUCUUUAAAUGAAUCAGUCACUCAUGAAUCUGCUUCACUCAGAAUCAGAACAAGAAUUGUUCAAAUCUGUACAAUUACUAGGCCUAUUUGCUGGCAUGCAACCAAGAAUAAAUGACUUUGGAUCUGUUUUAGAGGGAAGAAAAUCCUUCAGCAAACACACUGAACCUUUUUAUAAGUUAGGGUCAAUUUGACCUGUUUUCAGUUAUUUUUGAGCUGCCUGAAACACUUGUUAAACUAUUAAACUAUUUAUUUAUUUCCCUUUUCUCCCAAUGUGGAAUGCCCAAUUCCCACUACUUAAGUAGGUUCUCGUGGUGGCGCGGUUACUCACCUCAAUCCGGGUGGUUGAGGACAAGUCUCAGUUGCCUCCGCUUCUGAGAGCGUCAAUCUGCGCAUCUGAUCACGUGACUCGUUGUGCAUGACACCGCGGAGACUCACAGCAUGUGGAGGCUCAUGCUACUCUCCACGAUCCACACACAACUCACCACACGCCCCAUUGAGAGAACCACUAAUCACCACCACGAGGAGGUUACCCCAUGUGACUCUACCCUCCCUAGCAACCGGGCCAAUUUGGUUGGGAGACCUGACUGGAGUCACUCAGCACACCCUGGAUUCAAACUCACGACUCCAGGGGUGCUAGUCAGCGUCAAUACUCGCUGAGAUGCCCAGACUCCAUAUUUUAUUCUUCUUUAAAUAUAUAGAACGAAAAUGUUAGUGGGUCAAUUUGACCUGAAUACUUUGAUGUUUAAAGAGGCUAUAUGUAAGAUUGACAACAAGCGUUUGAAAUGGGUACUGCAGUCCAAAUUCAAAAUAUGGGAGAGUUGUCUGUCCCGCCCCAGACUCGAAGAUCAUGCGGGUUGCCAUCCAUUUGAAAGGAUUUCUGGCCUUUACGCUGUCUCUAUCUUCCAAAGGCAUCUCCAAUAUUUAUCCUUGUUUUACUACACCUCUGGUCAUGGUGGUUUAUAGACGGAUGAUGAGGCUUUUGAUGUCGGGUGGAAUCUGUGAUCUUUCAUGGCUGCAGCACCUGUUCAAAUCUGGCAACCCGGCGGUGUCGAAAUACUAUUGGGAAACGGGCAGUGGGCGAGAUCACGCGGGCCAAAACAUAAAACAGAAAUUCAGAAAUGUUAAACAGUUUAAACUUCACAUGUUCUCAUAUUUCUGAUAUUUCUCUCAGUCUCUGACAAGCCACAUUAGAUACAAUUUUAAAUUUAAAUAACAAAUUAAAUAACAUUUGAAAAAGUUGAAAACUAUUCCUCUUAAAAUUAAUUGACAGACACAAUUUCUGAAAAUGUUCAAUGAAGUUAUAAAAUGUUUAAAAAAAUAUUUAAGUUUAAUUUAUAAUCACAAUUUGUGAAAAUGAAAGUUUUAAAUCAAAUUAGAACAUUUUUCAAAAAUGCUAAACAUUGUUUAAACUUCAUUUGUCCUCAUAUUUUUUAAUGUCUCUGACAAGCCACAAUAAAAGGAUUUCUGUUUUUUCCUGAUUAUUUGCUGCUUUUCCUAGCAAAGAUUUUUGGGGAAUUGCAUUGAAACCAAUUAGGGUCAAUAUGACCUCUGCCCUAAAGGGUGUAGCUAUUUAUUUGUUGUUUUGUUUUACAUAAUAGGCGGGUUAAAGAACACUCAGACUCCAGCUAAGUGAAGUAUACAUCAGUUCGGUCUGUCUCUAGCUGUAGUGUGUGUUUUCUUACAGACUGAGAAACAAUUGAUCCUUCUGUGAUCCUGGACUGAAUGUGGAAGUUUAAUUGAGCACUUACUUUCACAGACUGCUCCCUGAACGCCUGGAUACAGGCGAUGCUCUUCAUGUGGUACUCUGGGCUCCUGUUGCCCAGCAACUGCUCGAUCCUGUAGGUCAGCUGCUGGCACGCUGGCAAGGUUACAAAACAAAGACUGUCAACAACUGCAGUUAAUACCUUGAUACAAGAUGGUCCAUAAUCAAUUAUAAACCCACAUUGAGCAUAUAGUGGAUGUUUCACAUUAAAAAGUAUUUGACACCUUAUUAACCUUUAAAAAGGCAUUGAAGACCAUUACAUACCAGGAAAUGCAAUACAUUGGAGCAGCAAUAAUAACGACAAAAGCUCAUGAUUAAAUAUUUUGACAUUGACAACCCUACCAACAGGGAUCCCAACUUCCUACACCUUUUGACCAAUUCACUUUCAAUACUUUUUUGUUCGUUCACGAUUACCAUGAAAUAUAUAUACAUAUUAAAUACAUUUAAAGGGAUAGUUCACCCAAAAAUGUAAAUUCAGUCAUUGUUUACUCACCCCUGUGCUGUUCUAACUCUAUAUGACUUUGUCUUGUUCUGAACACAAAGGGAGAAACUGUGAAUAAAUGUUGUGCUCAGUGAUGUCAUACAAUGGCAGUUUAUGGUGACCACCUCUUCAAGCUUCAAAAGCACACAGAAUUAUCAUUCAGAAGUCUAAUUAAUUAUUCAUGAGACUCAUUAAUGUUAUGAAAGCAUACGAUAAGAUUUGAUGAGAAACAAACUGAAAUAUAAUGUGUUAUUUAGUGUAAAUGUUCACUGACCGUUGAUCUCCCGUGUGCGUUCAUGAUGGGACACGAGAGCAACAGUUCACGCAGCACCCUCGCAAAAACAAAACCUAUGAUUAACAUAGAAAAUAUACAUUUUAUCGCAUGUCGUUUGCUGUCAUGGUGUGACUGUGACUUCCUGUAGCCUCCUCUAUGUUUCUGUUUGAUUUACAAGCACUGUGUUAAAAAAUUAAAAAUAAGGCUGAGCAUAGAAAUGCAUCAAUUCUUCGACUACAAACUCUUCAGACAUGUUUAGUAAGUUCUGUUCUCUGUUUGGGACUAAACAGCUGUGUGGCCACAAGAUUGUUGUGUGUCGAGUUGCAUUGUUGCUUAGCAAAGAUUAACAGCUACAAAACAAACACCCAUUAAUUGUAGUUCUUGACUUGUUUGAGGUGCAUCCCACUCUGUAUUUUCACAUUAAUCCAUGUUUCUUUUUUGCUCUCGCAUGUACAGUAUAUAUGUAAAGCAGUCCUGCCCACUAAUAGCAAUGCAGACAUACAUUACAUUACAGCGGUAUAGCCAAAAUUCAUUACAUCACACAUUUCUACUAUUGCACGGUACAUACCGUUAUUCCGCCCUGCCCUACAUCACACAGUCGCAGGAAGUCACGUAGCACUUCUCAUCGAUUGUUGAUUUGAUCCAUUCUCACCUUCUGCCGAACACGUCUGCACUUGUCUUCUGCUCUUUCCGUUUUGUCACCUCUUUCAGCGGGAUCUUCAUCUUGAUGUCCUGCAGAGGGGCCUGGCAGCGGGCGGCCACAGCCUGAGGGCGCUCUAGAACUCUCUUCAGCCAGGGCUCAACGGACGGCAGGGGACCAUCAGGAUUCACAACAUGCUUAAGUAUAGAGACUCGAGAACUUGCUCAGAGGAAGGAUGACAUCAUACAGCAAAUGCAAAUUUGUGAGUCCAACAUUGAGCAGAAAAAGGAUUACAUCAACACAACUCAGAAGACCAUCAGGACACUCGACGAGGAGAUUCAGGCAAAACAAAACACUGUGAAGUUUAUCAAAGAAAAUGCAAAGAAUCUCCAGCACACAGGAGAUCUCUUACUUCAGUAUGAAAAGACUUUGGAAACCGAGCUCGAGAAGAGACAGGACAGCUAUAACGAAGACAUGAAAAUGUUCCAGGAGAGAAUCGACGGCUACAUGAACGUGUUUCAGCAGUAUAAGGACCGAUACUGCCUAAACUCACUGGCACAAAAACUGCUCAAGAUUCAAGCCGAGAAUGAGGAAAUUGAGGGAAGAAUCAGGGUAACUGAGGGGCAAAUAAUGGAGAAAGAGAGAGAACUGACAGGCGCAAUGGGUGAGGAUGACCCACUCUCCCUCAUUGAUGGUGCUGAAAGUAGCUACAGAAAUAGCACUUGUCGAGACAACGAAGCCCAACAAACUGACCGUAAUGAGUCAUAUGAGGAAGUGGAUCGCCAUCAAGUCCCCAGAAUACAGAGGCCUGAAGAAAACGCAGAUGAUCACAACAUAAUUGAAGAGCUUUCACUGUCUGAAGAGAAUAAGACUAAAACAGCAAACACGAAAGACUUGAGUGAAUCUCAGUCAGACACAUUUCAUCACGGCUUAUGGACAAAGCCAGAAAAUGGAGGAGAUCAAAUGCAUGACGCUGAUCAGAAUGAGGCGGUGAACGAACUGCAGGAGGGAACUAUGAAUGUCUCCUGUGACUCUGAGUUCAUGGUGGAGAUGAUUGAGGAGAAGGAUGGAGAUGAUCUGGAGAAGACUAGAGCAGGUGCGGUGGAGGACACCAUUAGUGAUGGUGCCAUCUGCCCUCCUUUCUCACCAGCGAGAAUGAAAGCUGUGCUGACCACCCCAACAUUCUCCUUAAACAACAGUCCCAUCUCCUCACCUGGACGUCAAGAGAGUUCAGAGACCAAGUCACCUGCUUUUGUCUUCUCUGUGAAUUCUGCUCCAAGCACACAUGUGUUCCCCAGGCUGGGCUGUGACUUUGACGUGCGGUCAAGAGGAAGAGGUGAACCUCACAAACUAGUAAAAAGUUUGAUGCACUUUCAAGAUUGUUUAAAUCAACGAGUUUAAUCGCUUCAUUUGUGUGUGUGUGUGUUUUGUAGGCAUCUCCAUUUACAUUCACAAGCUCCUAUUUCAGCGACAAGGAGUCGCCAGGAUCGGGACCCAAGUUCUCAGGUUUCCUGUUUGACGAAGCCGCGAGUCGUCAAGAAGAGUUUUCGUUCUCGUUCGGCACGGAAAGCCCACAUCAGCGCUCUUCUCCACAGGAGAACUCGGGACCUGUAGAGUCCUUUCCCUUUAAAUUCAGCUUUGGAAAAUUAUAACCUCAGCACCGUCAAUCCAGAAAUGUUCACAAUAGAUUCGGUUAAAGCUUGUAGUUUAUGGGAAUUACAUAUUGAUAAGACAAUUCAAUAGUUUCAUAUCAAUUGCAAUAUUUAAUAUAAGACGGGUGUGUUAAUUAUUUGAAUAAUUCUUGUAUUUUUUCCCACAAGUAGUUUGUUAGGUUAGAGGAUCUCAUUAAAAUGAACUUAUUUAUGUUGGACCUACAGUAUGAGUACGUUUAUGCUAGAGUUUAUGCAUUAAAAUGUUACAUAGAAGAAAAGUAUAGAGGAAUGUUUCAAAUGUUUUGCAUGUUAAAUGUUUAUGGCAUUAUUUUACCACUAUGCUAAAAGUAAAGUUUCACAGAAAGCUUCUAAAGUGUCUAUAUCGGUUUGUUUUUCUUGUUUAUAAUAAAACAAGAAAAUCUAUUUUUAAUAUACUUUAAUCUAUACCUCUAUAUAUGUGUGUUUGUUUAUUAUAUGGCAGGAUAACGUCCUUUAAAUUACACACACACGAUUGUGACUUGUCAUAAAGCAUAAAAGUAAUCCAUAAGACUCAAGUGGUUUAAUCCAUGUCUUCAGAAGCGAUAUGAUAAGUCUGAGUGAGAAACAGGUCAAUAUUUAAGUAUUUUUUUACUGUAAAUCUCCACUGUAACUUUCACAUUCUGAAAGUGAAAGUGGAGAUUUAGUGUAAAAAAGAUUUGGAUAUUGAUCUGUUUCUCACUCAAAGUGAUUGUAUUGCUUCAGAAGACCACUGGAGUCGUAUGGAUUAAUUUGAAGCAACAAAAAGCACAUAAAGACAGCAUAAAGGUUCUGGUCACCAUUCACUUGCAUUGUGUGGAGCUACAGAGCUGAGAUAUUCUUCUAAUAAUCUUCAUUUGUGUUCAGCAGAAGAUUGAGAGCCACACAUUUGGGAUGGCAUGAAAGUGAGCAAAUGAUGAGAGAAUUUAAAUUUGUGAUAUCUAAAUUGAUCAUCUCUGAAUAAUUGAUCGCACAUUUAAAGUGCCGAUCAGAAAAAUAACGAUUGCAUAUU